Pteropus alecto (black flying fox) is the source of this 6828-nucleotide messenger RNA. It is a transcript of the gene ABL1, whose product is annotated as ABL proto-oncogene 1, non-receptor tyrosine kinase. The record is from RefSeq and is a predicted model, not a curated record. Gene Ontology annotation, molecular function: non-membrane spanning protein tyrosine kinase activity; ATP binding; protein binding. NCBI's taxonomy places the organism in Eukaryota, Metazoa, Chordata, Mammalia, Chiroptera, Pteropodidae. Bases 1454 to 4903 code for a protein of 1149 amino acids. The transcript is spliced from 11 exons. Gene Ontology annotation, biological process: protein phosphorylation; regulation of apoptotic process.
AGGUCGAACCGGGCCAGGUUCUGGAGGGCAGAGAGACCAGAGCGGGGAGACACCGGGGCGUCCCCGAAAGCGGCGCCCAGAGGCUUCCUGUCCUCGCGACGCGCGCUCCGGACGUCGCCGGGGGCGGGGUCAGGGGCGGAGCCUGGCCUCGUUGUGGAGCGGCUCGUAAUCCAUCAUGGCGGCCGCGGGGCUCUGUGUCCGUCCCUAACCAGCACUGGAGCCGGAGCUGGUUCCUGGGUCUUGCGGCUGAGGAGCCCUUCCGUUGUCUACGGCCCCUACCUGCGGGGGGAGGCUGGGCCCCACGGCGGAGCUCGGGGGAUGUGACUGCCUGGCGGCGGCAACGUCCGGAGCCGGGGGAGGGGGUGUCUUGGGCAGAGACCCCCGGGCUCGGGGCAGCUGAGGCGGCCGGGCCUCCUCCCCCCUCCGCCGUCUCCCGCCUUCGGAGCCGCGAGCGUCCUUCGUCCCUUACAGCCCCGCCCCGGCUGUGGGACCCUGGUGGUGGUCUCUGUUUCCCCCAGACCUGGGACACCCGGUUUCCUGAGGCGUGGAGGAGCGUCGCCCCCGAGUAAGCCGCCCGUGCCGCGCCCCGACAGCCUCCCUCUCACCCCGGAGCCGCCCCUCUCUCCGACUCCUGGCCCUAAGUUUGGCCUCGGAGCCCCCCAUUCAAAUCCCCUCCCUUCUGUCAAGCGGCUUCCUCUUCCCCCCAGGUUGCUCCCGGGAGCCACUAAUGCCCUGACUUCUCCCAAUGUCACCUACGGCCCCCCUAGUCUCAGCCCUGCCAAAAACUUUAAUGCAAAGGAAAAGUCUGGACUCGUUUCACAGGCCUUUUAAAAAGCGGACUUAAAAGUUGCUGGCAAUGCAUUCCUUCUCGUCAGAGUGGAGGGCAAGCUCUCGCUGAAGCCUGGGUGACCCGUGUCCUUUUCGGGAGAGCAGGGUAGAGGAGCAGGAGCGGCGGCUAGUUCGGCAGGAAAUUUGUCGGAAGAGGAAGAAACUAGGGAGUGGGUGACUUCCACAGGAAAAGUUCGGCAGAAGCAUCCAAAGACGAUCAGCAUUUCCUUUAUGUGUGGGAAUCGAAAUGACUUCAGUAUUCCCGACCCUUCUGCGGCAUCCCUUGUGAAUAUUUGUUUCGGUUUUUCUCCUUGAAAGGAAAGAGACUGCUAAUCAGCCAGUGAAAGACACUUAAAAUCAAGAAAUUCGGGGGUAGCCCUGCAAUUACAUUACUUCGAAUCGAUCAACUGCGAAAGUAAUCGGAACUCCUGUUUACAUUUGUCAGCCUAAAAACUGCUUCCUUUUGUCAUGGAAGGUGUUUUUUGCGAUUGACCUCAAUUACUGACUUGUGGAGAUGCAGUGAAUGUGAAAUCCCACAUAUACGUGUAUACAGUUGUCCUAAGCUCACUGACCAUUCUGAAAGAUCUGGAACCCUCUCCUGGAAAGAGGUGCCUAUCGUUACUUUAUGGGGCAGCAGCCUGGAAAAGUUCUUGGGGACCAAAGAAGGCCAAGUUUGCCUGCCCUACACUUUAUCAAAGGAGGAGGGAAGAAGGAGUCAUCGAGGCAUGGGGGUCCACACUGCAAUGUGUUUGUGGAACACGAAGCCCUCCAAAGGCCAGUAGCAUCUGACUUUGAGCCCCAGGGUCUGAGCGAAGCGGCUCGUUGGAACUCCAAGGAAAACCUUCUUGCUGGUCCCAGUGAAAAUGACCCCAACCUUUUUGUUGCACUGUAUGAUUUUGUGGCCAGUGGGGACAACACUCUAAGUAUAACUAAAGGUGAAAAGCUCCGGGUCUUAGGCUACAAUCACAAUGGGGAAUGGUGCGAAGCCCAAACCAAGAAUGGCCAGGGGUGGGUUCCAAGCAACUACAUCACUCCUGUCAACAGUCUGGAGAAGCAUUCCUGGUACCACGGGCCGGUGUCCCGCAACGCCGCCGAGUACCUGCUCAGCAGUGGCAUCAACGGCAGCUUCUUGGUGCGGGAGAGCGAGAGCAGCCCCGGGCAGAGGUCCAUCUCGCUGCGAUACGAAGGGAGGGUGUACCACUACAGGAUCAACACUGCUUCCGAUGGCAAGCUCUACGUCUCCUCAGAAAGCCGCUUCAACACUUUGGCCGAGUUGGUUCAUCAUCACUCAACGGUGGCCGACGGGCUCAUCACCACUCUCCAUUACCCAGCCCCCAAGCGCAACAAGCCCACCGUCUACGGCGUGUCCCCCAACUACGACAAGUGGGAGAUGGAGCGCACGGACAUCACCAUGAAGCACAAACUGGGCGGGGGCCAGUACGGGGAGGUGUACGAAGGCGUGUGGAAGAAAUACAGCCUGACGGUGGCCGUGAAGACGCUGAAGGAGGACACCAUGGAGGUGGAGGAGUUCUUGAAAGAAGCUGCCGUGAUGAAAGAGAUCAAGCACCCUAACCUAGUACAGUUACUCGGGGUCUGCACCCGGGAGCCCCCGUUCUAUAUAAUCACUGAGUUCAUGACCUAUGGCAACCUGUUGGAUUACCUGAGAGAGUGUAACCGGCAGGAGGUGAAUGCUGUGGUGCUGCUGUACAUGGCCACUCAGAUCUCGUCAGCCAUGGAGUACCUGGAGAAGAAAAACUUCAUCCACAGAGAUCUUGCUGCCCGAAACUGCCUGGUAGGGGAAAACCACUUGGUGAAGGUGGCUGAUUUCGGCCUGAGCAGGUUAAUGACAGGAGAUACCUACACGGCCCAUGCCGGGGCCAAGUUCCCGAUCAAGUGGACCGCGCCCGAAAGCCUGGCCUACAACAAGUUCUCCAUCAAGUCUGACGUCUGGGCUUUUGGAGUAUUGCUUUGGGAAAUCGCUACCUAUGGCAUGUCACCUUACCCGGGAAUUGACCUGUCGCAGGUGUAUGAGCUGCUGGAGAAAGACUAUCGCAUGGAGCGCCCGGAAGGCUGCCCAGAGAAGGUCUACGAACUCAUGCGAGCAUGUUGGCAGUGGAAUCCCUCUGACCGGCCAUCCUUUGCUGAAAUCCACCAAGCCUUUGAAACAAUGUUCCAGGAGUCCAGCAUAUCAGAUGAAGUGGAAAAGGAGCUGGGGAAAAAAGGCAUGCGAGGGGUGGCAAGUACUUUGCUGCAGGCCCCAGAGCUGCCCACCAAGACAAGAACCUCCAGGAGAGCUGCAGAACACAAAGACUCCACCGAUGUGCCUGAGACACCCCACUCCAAGGCCCCAGGAGAGCCUGAUCCUCUGGACCACGAGCCUGCUGUCUCUCCAUUGCUCCCUCGAAAAGAGCGCAGUCCCCAAGAUGGUGGCCUCAAUGAAGAUGAACGCCUUCUCCCCAAAGACAAAAAGACCAACUUGUUUAGCGCCUUGAUCAAGAAGAAGAAGAAAACGGCCCCAACCCCUCCCAAACGCAGCAGCUCCUUCCGGGAGAUGGACGGCCAGCCCGAACGCAAGGGGGCCAGUGAGGACGAGGCCCGCGAAAUCAACGGGGCGUUAGCGCUCCCAGCCCCGGACAUGGCCGAGCCGCUCAAGUCCCCAAAGCCCAGCAUUGGGGCUGGUGUCCCCAAUGGAGCCUUCCGGGAGUCAGGGGGCGCAGGCUUCCGGUCUCCCCACCUGUGGAAAAAGUCCAUCACACUGACCAGCAGCCGAUUAGCAGCCAGUGAAGAGGAGAGUGGCAUCAGCUCCAGCAAACGGUUCUUGAGAUCCUGCUCUGCCUCCUGCGUGCCCCACGGGGCCAAGGACACAGAGUGGAAGUCGGUCACACUGCCGCGGGACCUGCAGUCCACGGGAAGACAGUUCGACUCGUCCACUUUCGGAGGGCACAAAAGUGAGAAGCCAGCUCUGCCUCGAAAGCGAGCAAGUGAGAACAGACCUGACCAGGUGACCAGAGGCACAGUGACGCCCCCGCCCAGGUUGGUGAAAAAGACGGAGGAAGCGGCCGACGACGUCUUCAGAGAUGCGGCAGAGGCUAGCCCGGGCUCCAGCCCGCCCAGUCUGACGCCAAAACUCCUGCGCAGGCAGGCUGUGCUGGCUCCUUCCUCUGGUGUCCCCCACAAGGAAGAGGCCGGGAAGUCCAGUGCCUUGGGGACACCUGCUGCAGCCGAGCCGGUGCCCCUCACCAGCAGAGCGGGGCCAGGCGCAUCUGGAGGGGCCGGCAAGGCUCCUGCCGAGGAGUCCAGAGUGAGGAGGCACAAGCCGUCCUCCGAGUCCCCAGGGAGAGACAAGGGGAAGUUGUCCAAGCUCAAACCUGCCCCACCGCCCCCACCCCCCGCCUCUGUCGGCAAAGCGGGGAAGUCCUCUCAGAGCCCGGGCCAGGAGGCAGCCGGGGAGGCCGGCGCCAGCGGGAAGGCGAAACUCCCAGCUCUGGUUGUGGACGCUGUGAACAGUGACGCUGCCAAACCCAGCCAGCUGGGAGAGGGUGGCAAAAAGCCCACGCUCCCGGCCAUGCCAAAGCCGCAGUCAUCCACCAAGCCGGUGGGGACCCCGACCAGCCCCGCCCCCACUGCCUCCACUUUGCCGUCAGCAUCCUCCGCCCUGGCGGGGGACCAGCCAUCCUCCACUGCCUUCAUCCCUCUCAUAUCGACCCGCGUGUCUCUUCGGAAAACCCGCCAACCUCCCGAGCGAAUCGCCAGUGGCACCAUCACCAAGGGAGUGGUUCUGGACAGCACCGAGGCCCUGUGCCUGGCCAUCUCCAGGAACUCCGAGCAGAUGGCCAGCCAUAGCGCCGUACUAGAAGCCGGCAAAAACCUCUACACGUUCUGCGUGAGCUACGUGGACUCCAUUCAGCAAAUGAGGAACAAAUUCGCCUUCCGCGAGGCCAUCAACAAACUGGAGAAUAAUCUCCGGGAGCUUCAGAUCUGCCCGGCAACAGCUGGCAGUGGCCCGGCAGCCACUCAGGACUUCAGCAAACUCCUCAGCUCCGUGAAGGAGAUCAGCGACAUUGUACAGAGGUAGCAGGAGCCAGGCGUCAGGCCAGCUGGAGCCGCCUGCGGUGUGUGAGGGCUCCCCCUGUGCCCGAGGAGGUGGCCGACACGAGACCAGUGAGCAGGGACCGUGGCCCGGCAGCUGCGGGCCACCGUGGAGCACAGCCCUACUCCCUGUGCGGGGCACCAGCUGUCCUGCACUUUCCUCUCCUCAGCCUGGGCUUCCGGCGCCGUCUCCAUCCUGAGUGCUGUCUGUGGAGUCCGCUCGGCGGGCCGCGGUCGGCACGCUGGCCCCCUGCCUGGAGCACCUCCAGACCGCUCCUCGGGCCGCCGGGAAGGCAGGCGAGCAUUCCUUCCUGGCUCUCUUUCUGGAGGCUUCCUUCUUGCUGUGUCUUCUCCAUCUCCCCCAAGAAUGAGUGCCCUGGACGGGAGCUAUGUCACCCAAGGCCCCGGGAACUGUCCCCUCAUCCUCCUCGUGCCUCCUGGGCUUAAGAUGCGUUCUCCAGAACAGUGUCCUGGGAGGCCGUGCCAGCCAGUCACUGCCCUCCACUGCCGCCGGUCCCGGCGCCCUCACCAUUUCCGCGUGCAAAGGACAGCUCUUGAUUUGGGGGUGAAACAGGGUGCUAAUACCAGUCAGCAUUUGGGUCCCAGGACAGGUGGGGAAUCUGAAGAGGCCGUGGUAUGGGGGAGUGUCCUGCCAUCCGUUCUCUGCGUGUCCUCAGAGCCCAGCUCCUUGCUCCCCUGUGACAUGCACUGCUGAUCCUGGAUGAAAACUUGAGUCUCAAGGGUUAGCAGGGUCGCUGUCCAGCAUGCUGGGGUAGGAGAGGUGGGAGAGGGGGCUUGUUGGGUGAACAGCUGGUACCCAGCUGGCAUGGGGCUGGGCCUGCGCGGGUCUGCCCUGGACCCAGGGUUCCUUUCCUUUCAGAUUUCCAGGUGUCUUGAAAGGCACUCGGUCUUGAUUUCUGCCCGAUCUCUCCCUCCCUGUGCCUCUCUAAGACAAAGGAAGUUCUUGCAGGACACUCAUUUGCGACAAGCCAGACUUCAGUUUUCUGAAGUCCUCGAAGCAUUUCAGAGUUCUGCCUUCAGCACAGCCGCCUCCGAUACAGGCGUCGGGCACCAGCACGCAAACAGGAGGAAAAGGAUGGGGGCCCCAACGCCCCAAUCAGUGUCAGCUGCACCCCAUGGGCAAACAUCUUACUUAAUCGCCACGACCAGCACUUAGCCUGAUGUUUGUGUCGGGGUCGUCAGGGAUGAAGAAAACCACGAACAAGUGAAACCCUAGAAAGUGUCUCGAGGAGCAGGCCUUGACGUACUCUCCCCCAGCAGCCCGGGACCAGGCUCGCGGGGCAGGGCCCAGGUCUCCUUGACCUAGAGCAGCUACUGAAGUGGGCAGGCACCUGCCAGGGCCUUACUCCGGGCCCAGAAACAGCCCUUGGGGAAAAAAAAAAAAGAAAACCACAUUUUGCUCCUCACGCCUUCUCACACCCGUGACCUUGCACAGGCCCUAUUUUUACGCUAAUCACCUAAACUUGUGUUUUAUUUUUCUGGUAGAGACGGUUUCCUCUGGAUUGUUGUAUGCUGUUCUCACAGCGCAUCACCUCUUUGCCCCCCCAGACUGCUGCGCCCCACAGCCUGAGGGAGGCGCUAGAACACCGCCAGCGGCCUUGAGACAAAGCAAACGAACCCACCCAGGUUCCUCGCCUCCUGUUCCGUGAGGUACUAGUCUCCACGUGACGUGCCACUAUAUUUUGCAUUUAUACCUUGGUAUCACACUCUCGUAGACUUGCUCUUUUAUAAAUGACGUGUAAAUAGUUUUCCACUAUCCUUUCUUCUCGAAUGCCUAUGGUGUCUUUUUGUUGUUGUUGUUCCAAUACAUUUUAUUUCUGUACAUGACUGUGUUUUUUGAAUCCACAUCUCUCCUCCGUAGUAUUUUUUAAAUAAAUGUUUACAACGUUA